CAAACAUGAAGAGCAGAGGAGCAGCAGCACCGCCAUUAUUCCCCCCCAAACACACGGGACAGAUCCGCGGCGGACACGGAGCCCUCGGCUCAGGUGGGAUGUGUGAGGGCGCGCGGGAUUGACGCGGUUCUGCUCGGGUUGGUUCUCGUGUGUGUGUGUGUGUGUGUGUGUGUGUGUGUGUGUGUGUUAAGUUUGUGUAGAAGUGAACGGGUGUGUGUGUGUGUGUGUGUGUGUGCUCCUGAGCGACUCGCUACUUUGUUUCCGUUCACCUCUUGAUGCGGGAUCGGCGGCAGACUUUGAUCUUUUCCGUCUGAUUGAUCUGAUCUGUUUGAUCUUCUUUGACUCGUGGAGAUCCCGGGUUCCCCGCGCGCAUGCUGAUGUUCUACCCCCCCUGAUCGAGCGCACCCCUGCCCCCCCUCCCCCGAUGAGCCCUCAGCAGCAGGCCUGAUGUGGGCUAAAAGUGCGGCAUGGCUGCAGGACGAGCUCCGCUCCCGCCGCCAGGCUCUGCUGCUGCUGGACUGCCGCUCUCACGAGCUCUACGAGUCCUCGCACGUCGAGUCCGCCAUUCACCUGUCCAUCCCGGGCCUCAUGCUGCGGCGCCUGCGCAAAGGGAACCUGCCCAUCCGCUCGGUCAUCCCCAACGACGUGGACAAGGAGCGCUUCAGCCGCCGCUGCGACACCGACACCGUGCUGCUGUACGACGAGAACGGGGACAGCCCCGCGCCGGCACCGGCCUCCGGACCGCCGGGACCUGGAUCGGGGUCGGGCUCGGUUCUGGCGCUUUUGAUGCAACGGCUGCGAGAGGAUGGCUGCAGUGCUUAUUACCUGGAAGGAGGCUUUAAUAAGUUUCAGAUGGAGUACCCGGAGCUCUGUGAGACCAGUCUGGACCUGUCGUGCCCGAGCACCUCUCCCCCGGCCUCGGUUUUAGGUCUGAGCGGAUUGAAGAUCAGCUCGGACGGAUCGGACGGAGAAUCGGACCGCGAGCCCAGCAGCGCCACCGAGUCGGACGGGAGCCCGUUACCCAGCAACCAGCCGGCGUUCCCGGUCCAGAUCCUGCCGUACCUGUACCUGGGCUGCGCCAAAGACUCCGCCAACCUGGACAUUCUAGGAAAAUACAACAUCAAGUACAUUCUGAACGUCACACCCAACCUGCCCAACAUGUUCGAGCACGACGGAGAGUUCAAGUACAAACAGAUUCCCAUCUCGGAUCACUGGAGCCAGAACCUGUCGCAGUUCUUCCCCGAGGCCAUCUCCUUCAUCGACGAGGCUCGCUCUAAGAAGUGCGGGAUCCUGGUUCACUGUCUGGCGGGAAUCAGCCGCUCGGUGACGGUGACGGUGGCGUACCUGAUGCAGAAGCUCAACCUGAGCCUGAACGACGCCUACGACUUCGUCAAGCGCAAGAAGUCCAACAUCUCGCCCAACUUCAACUUCAUGGGGCAGCUGCUGGACUUCGAGAGGACUCUGGGUCUGAACAGCCCCGCCUGCGACAACCGCUCGCCCGCCGACCAGCUCUUCUUCACCACGCCCACCAACCACAACGUGUUCCAGCUGGACACGCUGGAGUCCACGUGAGCCCGCCACGGGAGGGACGCUUCUCACAUCUCUGCUGCCCCCCGGAGGAGCGGCGGCCGGCGUACGAGGACGGGGAACCGCCCGGAGAGCUGCCUCUUGUUACCGUGGAAACGGAGGAUUUUAGCCAUCGUGGCAGCCUCUCUUGCCUUUCUGGAGACUGUUCUGUUUUGAUUUUUUGUACUUUGAGGACCAGACAGAAGUUUUGGAUGUAAAAUGUCGUGCGUUCCUGAUCCUGAUCCUGAUCCUGAUCCUGACGGGUGCCAAGCUUGGAUUCCUUUUUGCUAAAUGUUGUUUUUUAACAGGAUGAAAUGAUCAGUUUCGCUCUACUGAACGUAGGGUUUGAUUUUGUUUUAAAUCAUUACCAACGUCUUGAUCGACGUCUAAAACAUUCCUGAUUGUACUGGAGCAGAAACUCUGAACGUCGCCGCGUCGUUUAUUUCUGAGCGUUUGUCGGAAUCUAACGCGGUUUGCACACAAGAAGCUUUUUCACGCUUUGGCACUUAAACCGGUACAAAUAAGUCAAAACAUUUAAAGCUCGUUAGCGAGCGGCGGAUAACGAACCUCCCCGUCAUUUAAAGCAGCUGUUAUUUCUUUAUGGCGCCCCCAUCAGGCCGCCACUCUCACGAUGGACAGAAUAUCACAAACCUUAUGUGGCGGUUACCGGAGGAACUCUAUACCUGAACGUUUAGGAGCGUUUUUUUAAUCCUCUCGCCCCCCUGCAUGAUCGGGAGGGCGUGAGGUUGGGACGGGACGGGGACGAGCGCAUGAGUCCGUCAGGUUGAUUUAAGCUGGCCUUAUAUAACCUUUUCUAUCCUUCUUCUAAUAAUUCCUGUUCCGACUGUUCAGUGCUCGUUUGUAUUUUACCGACUCUGUCGUGUGAGCUAAAGGAACGCCUCCGUCCGUCCGUCCGUCCGUUUUUAAACAGAAUCCUGUAGUAAUAACGGUUAAAGGUCUCUAACGGCUCCGUCCAGCUCGUGUUCGUUUCUCUCCUGCAAUACAGACGGAUUUGACAGUAUUUUAUACCCACAGUCUUUUACAUCUCGUCACUUUUUUACACUUCAGCGUUUGACAGGAACUCUCCCGGGGUCGCGGUCCCACUUUAAACUGAGGAGGAGGAGGGGGGGGGGGGCCUUUCACCCCACAUCACCAGGCACGUACCGAUGAUCGCUUUACGAUACUUCACGAUAUUCAUCUUCAGCUCCGUCUCCUCUCACAGGCGCGUUCGUACGUUCUUAAAUGUAACAGGAGGCUCUCCAGCUCGGCAGAGGAUAAACGUUUAUAAUAGAUGUGAGAUUUUACCAGUAACAGUCGUUCCCUUGGUGAUAUUUAGCCUUAAACUAACCAGAUCACAUUCAGUACAAGAGCUAAACUGCUUUAAUAAGCUGAGCAGCGCCGUGAUAAAACACCGACGUUUUUAAUAAUCGACGCUCUUUCUUUUGAAAUAAAGAUUAAACGCGGUUGCAGUUGUAAAUCUUAAAUAUUUGAGGACACGGGGGCCCUCGGGUGGCACUAACGCAUCGCUGCCAAGUGUCGGAGCUUGUGAGUUGAGGUCUCAGCAGAGCUGCCGACCUGACCAGGCGUCCACACAGACACAAAUGGACACGUGUGGUGGUGGGGGGUCAUUACACGAAGCUUAGUGUGGCUCUCUGGAAUUAACACUGGCAGGUGAUAAGAAGCGGCGCAGAUCGGACGCCUGUUGGAGGAGCGGAUUCACAAUCAGGAACUGGAUAUGACUAAAUUAGGAAGUGGUGGUGGGGGGGGGGUUAGGUUAGGAAAGAUAAUAAAACAUCAGAAAAACGUUUUUUGUGUGUAGAAAAACAUUUAAAUAUUAUUAUUAAUAUUAUUGUUGUUGAAACGUAACGAGCCGUUAAUGCGCCAGACGUUUACAGCAGCGAGCUCGGCGCUAACAAGCUAUUUCAUUCAUAUUAGAUUUUUUUAUUUGACGUCUUGACGUCGUUUCUCUCAGUUAAAGGUUUUAUGAGGCUGAAAAAUAUAUUAUAAAGGAUUGUUGAGGCUAGCGAUGCUAACCAGGAAACCACGGCAGUCAGACGUAAACGUGGAUCAGGACUCCGGGAUGAACGUAGUGUUCAGAUCUGCGCUAGUGCGCGUUUGUGGUGAACGUGAACGUGAGUUAGCGAAUGUCGCGACAGUAUCAUAAACAUGCUAAUUUAAUAGCGGUACGUGCCUGACCUCCUCGCGUUAGCCUCGGUGACCCGGCGACGUUCCCGCCCGCCUGGUUUUUUACUCUCUUCAGUUUUGGGUGGCGUUGGUUCCUCGUGUGCGUCGCUGAUCUCGGAUAUUCCUGUGGCCUUCCAUGUGUUUAUAUCUAAUAUAAAUCUAUAACUAUAAUUCUAUAACCGCAUCUAAACGUUUAUGCAGAUAUGCAAACGUCUCCUCAUCAAUAAAUCACGGAGACUUUUACUGCAGCUCACAACGACUUUUAUCUGUUAGGAUUUUACAGCCAAUGAGGAGAGAGGAGCGGUGAGGAGCUAACGGCUGAGCGGCGGUACCGUUCUCGCUAACAGUACAAACCUAAACACUGAGGGCGCGCGGUGAACGCAACACCAUCAUCAGCAGAACCAACAAUAAACGCUACACACGUAACCUAGCACCAGAAUAUGUUAGCAUUCAUGCUACAUUACAUUUAGCAUGAAAACCAGCAGAACUCCUGAAGCUGAUCGUGUUUUAUUUGUAGUUCUUAGUGCUAAACAUGCUAAAGCAGCAGUUAGCAUUACAGCAACAAUGCUAACACGCGAUCGUUUCAUAUAAAUCAUCAAACUAACCGAGAGACAAAAAUAACCAGCAGUUUGCUAAGCUAAGCAUGCUAAAAACACACAUUCAAACUACAGUAAACACGCUAACCUACAAACAGUUAGCAUUAGCAAAACAAUAAAACAGCAAUUCUAUUAUAGCUGGUUCGCUAACUGCUAAGUUUUUUGCUAGCUAGUCCAGAGUACAGCUGCUAAAAUGUAUUAGCAUAAAUUCUGUAGCUCGAUUCUUUGAUUAGCAACCAGGCUAAAUACAGAUUAGCAUUACAGUCAACAUGCUAACAUACACACAAAACUACAAACUGAUAUUUAAUAAACUAGCGACUUUAUUCUAAUUAAGAAUUAAAUCAAAGUGAAAUUUGAUUAUUUAGCAGCCAGUGCUAAUGUAGCUACAGUAUAAAUAAAGCGUUAAUGUUUACGCUCGCUAGUUUUAGCUAAAAGUGCUAAAGCGACUCUAAUGCUCUUAUAUUUUUAAUAUAAAAACAAAUUAGUGUUAGCAUAAUCAACAAAACCGCCAAACCAACAACAAAGUAUUCUAGUGAAUAAGCUAACACUAAGCUAACGUAAGCUAUCAUUAAUGUAAGCAAACCAAAGACUAAACAUGCUAGCAGACAAACUAGCAAUAUGCUAAACAUGCUAAACUAAAUAUAAAAACGACCUGUAGAUUAGCACGUUAGCUAACAGCCAGACCAAAGACGCCACGCCCGGCGUGUUUCUGAGUUUGUGAUAGUGAGAAUCGUACUGGUGCUAUCAGCCUCCCCACCGCACCGUCUCAGCUCCAGCAGCCUGAACCCGGAGAGGAGGGCGUGGGAUUCGAUCCCAGAACCUUUGUAAUGAUGUAAACAGUGAAAGUGUCGCUGCGUCGCUCUGAUCCGUAACAGAAGGUUUAUUAUUAUUAUUAUUAUUAUUAUUAUUAUUAUUAUUAUUAUUGGGCGGUGCAGAUGAUUCCCGGCCGUCUGCGCGAGUGUGUGUGUGUGUGGAGAGAGUGUGUGUGGAGUGUGUGUGAGGUGUGUGUGGAGUGUGUGGAGUGUGAGGUGUGUGUGGAGUGUGUGUGUGUGUGGAGUGUGUCUGUGUGAGGUGUGUGUGUGUGUGUGUGUGGAGAGAGUGUGUGUGGAGUGUGUGUGUGUGUGUGUGAGGUGUGUGUGGAGUGUGUGGAGUGUGAGGUGUGUGUGGAGUGUGAGGUGUGUGUGUGAGAUGUGUGUGUGUGGAGUGUGUCUGUGUGAGGUGUGUGUGUGUGUGUGUGGAGAGAGUGUGUGUGGAGUGUGUGUGUGAGGUGUGUGUGUGUGUGUGUGAGGUGUGUGUGUGUGAGGUGUGUGUGUGUGUGUGUGUGUGUGUGUGUGUGUGUGUGAGGUGUGUGUGUGUGUGUGUGUGUGAGAUGUGUGUGUGUGUGAGGUGUGUGUGUGUGUGUGUGUGUGAGGUGUGUGUGUGAGGUGUGUGUGUGUGUGUGUGUGUGUGUGAGGUGUGUGUGUGUGUGUGUGUGUGAGAUGUGUGUGUGUGUGAGGUGUGUGUGUGUGUGGAGUGUAAGGUGUGUGUGUGUGUGUGUGAGGUGUGUGUGUGUGAGGUGUGUGUGUGUGUGUGUGUGUGUGUGUGUGAGGUGUGUGUGUGUGUGUGUGUGUGUGUGAGAUUUGUGUGUGUGUGAGGUGUGUGUGUGUGUGUGUGUGUGAGGUGUGUGUGUGAGGUGUGUGUGAGGUGUGUGUGUGAGAUGUGUGUGUGUGUGAGGUGUGUGUGUGUGGAGUGUAAGGUGUGUGUGUGUGUGGAGUGUGUGUGUGUGUGUGAGGUGUGUGUGUGUGGAGUGUAAGGUGUGUGUGUGAGGUGUGUGUGUGUGAGGUGUGUGUGUGAGGUGUGUGUGUGUGUGUGAGAUGUGUGUGUGUGUGAGGUGUGUGUGUGUGGAGUGUAAGGUGUGUGUGUGUGUGUGUGAGGUGUGUGUGUGUGAGGUGUGUGUGUGAGGUGUGUGUGUGAGAUGUGUGUGUGUGUGAGGUGUGUGUGUGUGGAGUGUGUGUGUGUGGAGUGUGUGUGUGUGUGAGAUGUGUGUGUGUGGAGUGUGUGUGUGUGUGAGGUGUGUGUGUGAGGUGUGUGUGUGAGAUGUGUGUGUGUGUGAGGUGUGUGUGUGUGGAGUGUGUGUGUGUGUGAGGUGUGUGUGUGUGGAGUGUGUGUGUGUGAGGUGUGUGUGUGAGGUGUGUGUGUGAGAUGUGUGUGUGUGUGAGGUGUGUGUGUGUGGAGUGUGUGUGUGUGUGAGGUGUGUGUGUGUGGAGUGUGUGUGUGUGAGGUGUGUGUGAGGUGUGUGUGUGUGGAGUGUGUGUGUGUGUGAGAUGUGUGUGUGUGGAGUGUGUGUGUGUGUGAGGUGUGUGUGUGAGGUGUGUGUGUGAGAUGUGUGUGUGUGUGAGGUGUGUGUGUGUGGAGUGUGUGUGUGUGUGAGGUGUGUGUGUGUGAGGUGUGUGUGUGUGGAGUGUGUGUGUGUGUGAGAUGUGUGUGUGUGGAGUGUGUGUGUGUGUGAGGUGUGUGUGUGAGGUGUGUGUGUGAGAUGUGUGUGUGUGUGAGGUGUGUGUGUGUGGAGUGUGUGUGUGUGUGAGGUGUGUGUGUGUGGAGUGUGUGUGUGUGAGGUGUGUGUGAGGUGUGUGUGUGUGGAGUGUGUGUGUGUGUGAGAUGUGUGUGUGUGGAGUGUGUGUGUGUGUGAGGUGUGUGUGUGAGGUGUGUGUGUGAGAUGUGUGUGUGUGUGAGGUGUGUGUGUGUGGAGUGUGUGUGUGUGUGAGGUGUGUGUGUGUGGAGUGUGUGUGUGUGUGAGGUGUGUGUGUGAGGUGUGUGUGUGAGAUGUGUGUGUGUGUGAGGUGUGUGUGUGUGGAGUGUGUGUGUGUGUGAGGUGUGUGUGUGUGGAGUGUGUGUGUGUGUGAGGUGUGUGUGUGAGAUGUGUGUGUGUGUGUGUGAGGUGUGUGUGUGUGGAGUGUGUGUGUGUGAGGUGUGUGUGUGUGAGGUGUGUGUGUGUGAGGUGUGUGUGUGUGUGUGUGUGUGAGGUGUGUGUGUGUGAGGUGUGUGUGUGUGGAGUGUGUGUGUGUGUGUGUGUGUGAGGUGUGUGUGUGUGAGGUGUGUGUGUGUGGAGUGUGUGUGUGUGUGUGUGUGUGUGAGGUGUGUGUGUGUGAGGUGUGUGUGUGUGUGUGAGGUGUGUGUGUGAGGUGUGUGUGUGUGUGUGUGUGUGUGUGUGAGGUGUGUGUGUGGAGUGUAAGGUGUGUGUGUGUGUGUGAGGUGUGUGUGUGUGAGGUGUGUGUGUGUGUGUGUGAGUGUGUGUGGAGUGUAAGGUGUGUGUGUGUGUGUGAGGUGUGUGUGUGUGAGGUGUGUGUGUGUGUGUGUGUGAGUGUGUGAGGUGUGUGUGUGGAGUGUAAGGUGUGUGUGUGUGUGUGAGGUGUGUGUGUGUGAGGUGUGUGUGUGUGUGUGUGAGUGUGUGUGGAGUGUAAGGUGUGUGUGUGUGUGUGAGGUGUGUGUGUGAGGUGUGUGUGUGUGUGUGUGUGAGUGUGUGAGGUGUGUGUGUGGAGUGUAAGGUGUGUGUGUGUGUGUGAGGUGUGUGUGUGUGAGGUGUGUGUGUGUGUGUGUGAGUGUGUGUGGAGUGUAAGGUGUGUGUGUGUGUGUGAGGUGUGUGUGUGUGAGGUGUGUGUGUGCGUGUGUGUGAGUGUGUGUGGAGUGUAAGGUGUGUGUGUGUGUGUGAGGUGUGUGUGUGAGGUGUGUGUGUGUGUGUGUGUGAGUGUGUGAGGUGUGUGUGUGGAGUGUAAGGUGUGUGUGUGUGUGUGAGGUGUGUGUGUGUGAGGUGUGUGUGUGUGUGUGUGAGUGUGUGUGGAGUGUAAGGUGUGUGUGUGUGUGUGAGGUGUGUGUGUGAGGUGUGUGUGUGUGUGUGUGUGAGUGUGUGAGGUGUGUGUGUGGAGUGUAAGGUGUGUGUGUGUGUGUGAGGUGUGUGUGUGUGAGGUGUGUGUGUGUGUGUGUGAGUGUGUGUGGAGUGUAAGGUGUGUGUGUGUGUGUGAGGUGUGUGUGUGUGAGGUGUGUGUGUGCGUGUGUGUGAGUGUGUGUGGAGUGUAAGGUGUGUGUGUGUGUGUGAGGUGUGUGUGUGAGGUGUGUGUGUGUGUGUGUGUGAGUGUGUGAGGUGUGUGUGUGGAGUGUAAGGUGUGUGUGUGUGUGUGAGGUGUGUGUGUGUGAGGUGUGUGUGUGUGUGUGUGAGUGUGUGUGGAGUGUAAGGUGUGUGUGUGUGUGUGAGGUGUGUGUGUGUGAGGUGUGUGUGUGCGUGUGUGUGAGUGUGUGUGGAGUGUAAGGUGUGUGUGUGUGUGUGAGGUGUGUGUGUGAGGUGUGUGUGUGUGUGUGUGUGAGUGUGUGAGGUGUGUGUGUGGAGUGUAAGGUGUGUGUGUGUGUGUGAGGUGUGUGUGUGUGAGGUGUGUGUGUGUGUGUGUGAGUGUGUGUGGAGUGUAAGGUGUGUGUGUGUGUGUGAGGUGUGUGUGUGAGGUGUGUGUGUGUGUGUGUGUGAGUGUGUGAGGUGUGUGUGUGGAGUGUAAGGUGUGUGUGUGUGUGUGAGGUGUGUGUGUGUGAGGUGUGUGUGUGUGUGUGUGAGUGUGUGUGGAGUGUAAGGUGUGUGUGUGUGUGUGAGGUGUGUGUGUGUGAGGUGUGUGUGUGCGUGUGUGUGAGUGUGUGUGUUAAUCUUUACCUCACUGAGGAUUAUCAGGGAUUUUUUGGACAAUGCUUCACGUUAGCCGGCCACGCCCAUGAUCCGCUGUUUUAUAUCUAAUGUGCUGUUAAGCCUUUUUAUUAAAGAUGCAAUCUGAGGUGUGUGUGUGUGUGUGUGUGUGUGUGUGUGUGUGUGUGUGUGUGGGCGCGGUCAGGGGGCGGAGUCACUUCAUUCCUGAUUUAUGAAGGAGAUUGGAUUGUGUGAAUUUACUGUACAGACCAACACACACACACACACACACACACACACGAGUUUAUACAAGAAAUAAAUCCACAAUUAUUCUUUUAUUAA
Messenger RNA from Trichomycterus rosablanca, 9327 nucleotides. It is a transcript of the gene dusp7, whose product is annotated as dual specificity phosphatase 7. Bases 448 to 1572 code for a protein of 374 amino acids. Gene Ontology annotation, molecular function: protein tyrosine/threonine phosphatase activity; MAP kinase tyrosine/serine/threonine phosphatase activity; MAP kinase tyrosine phosphatase activity. Gene Ontology annotation, cellular component: cytoplasm; cytosol. Gene Ontology annotation, biological process: negative regulation of MAPK cascade; protein dephosphorylation. The transcript is spliced from 3 exons. The record is from RefSeq and is a predicted model, not a curated record. NCBI's taxonomy places the organism in Eukaryota, Metazoa, Chordata, Actinopteri, Siluriformes, Trichomycteridae.